AUGUCUCUGGAGGGCUCAAUUGGAGGAGUUCACAAUGUGGAGCCAGCGGCGGUGGCGGGGUCGGAUCGAUGGUCCGCGGCGCUGAGCAAUGUCUCGCAGAUUGGCGACGUUGUGGAAUCGCUCUCGGGAUUCCUGCUGCACAAGGCCGUGUACAUGGACGAGGAGGCUUUCGGGCAUGCCGCCUCGAAUGCUCGUCAAUCCCGCAGUGCCGUGGCCCAGGAGAGGAGAAUCCGUGCGCUGGAGAAGGAGCUGGAUUCUGCCAUUGCUGCUGCGCGCCAGGCUCGGGUAGAGAAGAAGCGUGCCGAGUCUCUGCAGCGAGCGGCUGAGGCUCACUGUCAGGAGGUGUUGCAAGAGCUUGAGAACACAACAAGUAUGUUAUCUUUGGUUUUUGGUUUGCAACAAUAG
Molecule: messenger RNA, 405 nt
Organism: Selaginella moellendorffii
Lineage: Eukaryota; Viridiplantae; Streptophyta; Lycopodiopsida; Selaginellales; Selaginellaceae
Exons: 2
Coding region: 1-405 (134 amino acids)
Source: RefSeq, a predicted model, not a curated record